Messenger RNA from Aphanomyces astaci, 2232 nucleotides. RefSeq lists its product as hypothetical. NCBI's taxonomy places the organism in Eukaryota, Oomycota, Saprolegniomycetes, Saprolegniales, Verrucalvaceae. Bases 54 to 1730 code for a protein of 558 amino acids. Gene Ontology annotation, molecular function: RNA polymerase III type 3 promoter sequence-specific DNA binding; RNA polymerase III general transcription initiation factor activity; TBP-class protein binding. Gene Ontology annotation, cellular component: transcription factor TFIIIB complex; transcription preinitiation complex; nucleus. Gene Ontology annotation, biological process: transcription by RNA polymerase III; transcription preinitiation complex assembly; DNA-templated transcription initiation. The transcript has 5 exons. The record is from RefSeq and is a predicted model, not a curated record.
GUGGAUUUCCAACACGGCCAACUAACAAACGCCGCCAAGUUUCUCCCAUCCUAAUGGGCCGCUUGGUGUGUCCGACAUGUCAGUGCACAGAGAUCGACACGCACGAAGCCAGCGGUGAAUCCGUCUGCGUGUCAUGUGGUACCGUCGUGGAAUCGAAUGUGAUUGUGUCGUCCGUGGAGUUUUCCGAGAGCGGCGGCAGCCAUUCCGUGAUCGGGCAGAUUGUGUCUGGGAAUGCGACCAAGAUGAGCACCAACAUUGGGAUGGGUGGCAAGCACUACGAUUCCGAGAGUCGUGCAGCAACGUUGGCGACGGGUCGGAGACGGAUCAAGCAAGUGGCGGGGAUGUUGCGCCUCGGCGAGCAUUACGUAGAGAGCGCGGAUCGGCUGUUCGGUCUCGCGCUGCAGCGCAACUUUACACAUGGGCGACGGUGGCAGACGAUAGUCGCAGCCUGUCUGUACGUCGUGUGUCGAAGGGAGAAGUCGCCGCACUUACUCAUCGACUUCAGCGACAAGCUGCAGAUCUCGGUGUUUCAAUUGGGGGCUGUGUUCUUGAAGUUCUGUCGCCUGCUGCAGCUCAGCAUCCCGCUCAUCGAUCCGUCGUUGUACAUCCAUCGGUUCGCGUCCCAGUUGUCCUUAGGGUCCCAGAUGCACGUGGUCGCGAUCACGGCGCUGCGCCUCGUGUCAUCUAUGAAGCGCGACUGGAUGGACACGGGUCGACGGCCGUCCGGCAUCUGCGGAGCGGCGCUACUCAUCGCCGCGCGCUCCCACAACGUCCACUGCACGCUGUCGGACGUGGCGGAGAUCGUCAGCAUCGGCGAGAACACGCUCAAGAAGCGUCUGUCCGAGUUUGCCGUCACGCCCAUGGGACAGCUCACAUUUGACCAAAUGGGCAAAGUCGAAAUCCAGCUACUGGAGUGUGACCCGCCAUGCUAUUCCAAGAAUCGCGAACGCGAAGCCAUGCAAACGCUCCUUCUCGACAUGGACGAUGAAGAGCCCGUGGAUUCCGCGGCAUGGACGCUUCGCAUCGAGAACCAAUGGCAGCAUGCGUCCACGUCUGGCAAGGUUGCUGCCGCCAUUCCAAGCUCGACCACACAAGUCCCGCUUUUGCAAGAAGAAGAAGAAGAGUAUGGGUUUCAGGAUGAGAACGCGGCGUUGCUCGCACACGCAUCGAGGACGUCGGCGGCGUUGCUGGUCGAGUCGGUGCAAAAGCGAGGCCGGCGAUGGCUGCACAAGCAACGCGCGGACGCGGCGCUGUUUGCCACGCUCGAGCAGGAGCUAACUGACAGCAUCGAACAGGAAGAACCGACGACGUCAGUGGUUGUGGCUAGUUCGACAGCAACGCCGCCGCCGCCGACACGGCCCGAGAAACGACCCCACGACGACAAUAGCACUAUUGAACCAGAUGUGGACAUUGACGACCACGAGAUCGACGCCAUGAUCCUCACGGAAUCCGAAGCCGCGUCCAAGACCCAUCUAUGGGAAACCAUCCAUGCCGACUACUUGAAAGCCAAGGCCGAGAAGGAUCGGUACUUGGAAACCCAGCCGGCGAAGCGGAAAAAGCCCAAGCGUAUCAAGGUGCCGACGUCCGUGGACGGGGACGCCGCUGACGUGCCGCCGCCCCCCGAGAUGACAGCGCAACAUGCUAUUUAUGCGUUGCAGACGAAACAACGGAGCAAGUCGAAGAAUAUCAAUUACGACGUGUUGGCGGAAUUGUUUGCACACGACGGUUAACGUGAAGGGAGUGGUUGAUUUUAACUUCACAUGCGAUACAGUCCUGUGUCUUACUUGGCGUACAAUGGGAUUUGCCACUUCUUGGAGUGGUACACAGACUCGCCGACCUUCCACCCCGGCACGUUCUUCAUGCGCGCCUUCUCUUGCUCAAAGUAAUACGCUUCAUUCUGAAGAAACUCAAUGUCUUCUUCGGCUUGCAAGAACGGCAGCAUCGCAAUGCGGCGUUCGCGGACUUCGCGGCGCAACGCGCGGGUCUCUUGGUUCUGUUGCCCGACGAGGUAGAACCCCCACGAGGUCACGGCGAAGCAUCCGGCAAAGAUGGCCCAGCCGGGAGGUCCGCGGACUUCGGGGACGCCGCGGGCGAAGCGCAGCGGACGGAACCCGCCCUUGGGUGGCAAAUCUUGGACCGCAGGGCCAAAGUUAGGGGUAGCCAUGAUGCAAGCGGCGGAAAACUGAGUUUAUGGAGCGCAUGGCGCCGCCUUGUUGACGUCGCACUUAAUGC